This is a messenger RNA of Cynoglossus semilaevis (tongue sole), 2041 nucleotides long. Its product is annotated as olfactory receptor 52N5-like. Gene Ontology annotation, molecular function: olfactory receptor activity; odorant binding; G protein-coupled receptor activity. Gene Ontology annotation, cellular component: membrane. Gene Ontology annotation, biological process: G protein-coupled receptor signaling pathway; detection of chemical stimulus involved in sensory perception of smell. NCBI's taxonomy places the organism in Eukaryota, Metazoa, Chordata, Actinopteri, Pleuronectiformes, Cynoglossidae. The record is from RefSeq and is a predicted model, not a curated record.
UGGGGGGCAGGGGGGGAGAAGCUGAGAUUCCUGUUGGUAAAGUUGGACUUCCUGUGUCUGAGUCGAUGACAGCGACCUGUCAGUGACGUCCUGUUCUGGAGACGUCAAGUCCCACGACGACGGCUUCUCUACAUAAAGUCACAGCAGCUCCGACAUCCGUCACAUCAUCAACAGAACCAACGCCUCCACGGUCGUUUGUUGAACAGGUUGAUGGAAAACUUCACGUUGAACAGCUUCACCCUGCAGCUGGAGGGUUUGACGGUGACGGAGGUUUCCGUCUACCCCGUCUUCUUCUUCUUCUUCCUCUCCUACCUGGUCAUCAUCGUCAUGAACGUGGGCAUCGUCUUCCUGGUUCUAUUUGACAAGAACCUCCACCAGCCCAUGUACCUGCUCUUCUGUAACCUGCCCAUCAACGACCUCAUCGGAAACUCCAUCAUGGUCCCUCGGCUGCUCUCCGACAUCCUGAACCCCCCCUCCGAACGCCUCAAUUACGAGUGUGUGGUCCAGGCCUUCACCACCCACAUGUUCGGCACCACCUCCCACACCGUGCUCAUGACCAUGGCCUUUGACAGGUACGUGGCCAUCUGUAACCCCCUGCGCUACAGCGUCAUCAUGACCAACAGAAUGGUGGUCAAGCUGACAGUGUCUGCCUGGGGGGUGGCCUUUGUGUUGGUGGGGAUUCUGCUGGGUCUGACAGUGAGGCUGAACAGAUGCAGGACUCUGAUCAUGAAUCCUUACUGCGACAACGCCUCUCUCUUCAAACUGUCCUGUGAGAGCGUCUUCAUCAACAACGUCUACGGCCUGACCUUCACCGUGGUCUUGUUCACAGCCUCCAUCGGCAGCAUGGUUCUCACCUACGCUAAGAUCAUUGUGGUGUGUCUGACCAGUAGAAACAAGUCUCUGAACAGUAAAGCUCUGAAGACCUGCAGCACUCAUUUGGUCCUGUAUCUGAUGAUGCUGAUCAGUGGCUUCAUCGUCAUCAUCCUCCACCGUUUCCCUCAGUUCUCCUUCUACAGGAAACUCAGUGCCAUUCUGUUCCACAUCAUCCCUGGAAGCCUUAACCCUGUUAUUUAUGGAGUGCAGUCUGCAGAGAUUCGCAAAUUUGUAUCUAAACUGUUUCAGAAGAGAAAGUCGUCUUUGUGAUCAUCUCCCUUCAACCCCUCACUAACAUGGUUCACUAACAUGGUUCAGAUGAACCAACGUCCUCAUAUAACGUCUCUGACCUCACAUGAGGUCAAAGUACAGAAUGACAAAAAGUUUCAAUAAACAAAACUGAACAACGACACUGAACAAUGAACCCCUGUGUGUGUGUGUGUGUGUGUGUGUGUGUGUGUGUUUGCAGGUUAGAGAUUAGGUUAAAUGUUCACCAGCGUGGUGCCCGGGGUCACCUGGUAGCCCCCGUGGAUGUACAAAUGGGUUCAGUGACGAUGGUCAUGACAACAUCGUUCAGGAAGUCUCUAUGUUACUAAGUGUCCUUGAAGUAUGCAGUAAUAGUAUUUUAUAUUACUGCAUAUUUAUUUAGAUUUUUAAAUUUGGGGUGUGUUUGGGUCUGGGGUCAUGACCCAUCAAUUGACCCUAACAGUGACCCUGAUGAUGAGAUGGACACAUUAAAGUAAGAGAUGCUUAAAAAUGGCUAAUGGUUAGCAUUAACGUGUGUUUGUUUACACAUUUCCUCUUGGUCUGAGUGAGGUGGAAACACGGGCUGCUGCUGAUGUCACUGAUGAUGACGCUAACACCACCUUGAGGAGCAGCAGGGGUAUAAAGGACUGGGUUUUACUCAGCUCAGGGAGGAGGGGGCGCUAAUGUCAGCACAGGUGAGAGUGAUGCGUACGAACACAGAUCCUUCCUUCAGUGUUUGUUUUUAUUUAUUUUAAAAGCUAUUUUAAAAGUUUUAACAAUGAUUUUUACGUGUUAUGUGAAAUGUUGUCGUCAGAGUUGAUCAGUCUUUAACUGAAAUCAGAAAAAAGAGUUUUUAAAGACGUGUCUUUGACCUGUGUUGUUUCUAAACCAGUGAUUUAACAGUGAGGUCACAAAACAACCA